This is a messenger RNA of Syzygium oleosum, 2037 nucleotides long. Its product is annotated as peroxisomal membrane protein PEX14. NCBI's taxonomy places the organism in Eukaryota, Viridiplantae, Streptophyta, Magnoliopsida, Myrtales, Myrtaceae. The coding region runs from base 39 to 1712 and encodes 557 amino acids. The transcript has 12 exons. Gene Ontology annotation, molecular function: signaling receptor binding. Gene Ontology annotation, cellular component: peroxisomal importomer complex; peroxisomal membrane. The record is from RefSeq and is a predicted model, not a curated record. Gene Ontology annotation, biological process: protein import into peroxisome matrix, docking.
GACAACCUGUUAAACUUUCCCGAGAGAGGGAGAAAAAAAUGACGAGAGAGAGGAGAAAAUCGGGGCAUUACUCCGUCGUUUUGGGCGUCGUAGCGCCGCUGGCACUGAGCCAAAAACGCACGCGCUUCGGGACGAGCGACAAAUCCACCACCUCUCAGGCUCAGGCUCAGGCUCAGGCUCACCACCACCUUCGUCUUCUCUGUACAAAUGAAGCUCCCCAAAAUGCAGCAGCAGAUGAUGUUAAAUCAAGUUCUACGCCUUCUGUGUUCGUGAAUUCAGAACCGAUACGAGAGGAACAGGUGCAAAAUGCUGUCAAAUUUCUCUCACACCCAAAAGUUCAAGGUUCUCCAGUCAUCUAUCGACGAUCUUUCCUUGAAAGGAAAGGUCUUACCAAGGAGGAAAUAGAUGAAGCAUUUCGGCGGGUUCCAGACUCAGCUCCAAGUGCUCAGCCUGCAAAUGUUAGUCCAGAUCCACAGUUGAAAUCUUCAGCAAACAUUCAGCCCCAAUCCUCAGCACAAGCUCUGAAGCCUGCUGCUACUGCUCCUGCUGGUGUUAUAUCCUCAGCGGUCACCACAGCUCAACCGAGAUUUCGCUGGAUCCAUGCUGCUUAUGCUAUAGGUUUUCUAGCAGUGUCUGGUGCUGGAACGGCUGUCCUGUUGAAGAAUGCUGUAAUUCCUAGGUUCAAGUCUUGGAUGCGCAAGGUUAUAUCGGAUGAAGAAAAUGAUGCUCUCAAGAGAACUAACGCUGGACCAAGUUUGGAAGAGGAAACUGCUGCUGCAGCAAAAGCAGCUGCAGCUGCAGCUGCAGACGUGGCAAAAGCCAGCCAGGAGAUGUUGAACUCUAAAGUUGAAGAGAGGAGGUACUUUGGGGAAUUGGUGAAUCUGCUGGACAUCCAAGUACAGGAGAUGAAGUCAAUGAGUACUGCUAUCCGGAAGUUAGAAGGACAUGCAAACACUACGGGUGCUCUUUCUCAGUUCAACCAUGAAGAUCACAGAGGAUCACUCACUAGUUCGAAGCAGCCAUAUGCUAACGGGAGGGCAGAAUUUGAUUCACGUUCAGUGAGAUCUUCUUCACCUCCAGCAUCUUCAGAACCCUCUGCGGCACCUCAUCCAAAGUCGUAUAUGGAGAUUAUGGCCAUGGUCCAAAGAGGGGAACGACCUCCAAAUGUAAAGGACAUCAAUGAUUCGCCCCCCAAUCCUCAUCAGCAGAUACCCAAUCCUCGCUUAGCACCAAGAGCUAAGCCUUGGGCGGCCGGUCAGACCCAAAACAACUCGAGCAAUGUGUAUCAGUACCAAUCGAGUGCUGAAGCUUGGAAUUACAAUGCUCAAGACAAUGGAAUCGUUGACCAGUCAAAUGGUGAUGCUUCUGCACCCUGGUGGCAGAAGAAGAAUGUUAGAAUUACUGAAAUUGACCGUGAUGAGGACUUGAAAACCGGUACUCAUGGUUACCAAACCAGUGACCAACCAGUUCAGCGUGCAUGGGUGCCACCCCAGCCACCACCUAUUGCCAUGCCUGAAGCUGCAGAAGCCAUUCGGCGCCCAAAACCGGCCGCUCAGAAAGAACAAUCCUCUGAUGAAACAGCGUCUCGCUCUUCUGAUAUAACUGAUGAACUGCAGAAGGUCACAAAAUUUUCCGAGUCUGGAGGGGCAGAGAGUACCGGUGACAUGAGCUCGGGAAUGAACUCAAGUGAGAUACAGGUGGAACAGGAAUAGAGUUACUAAGAGAACUCAACAUUACUCAUGUCGUCUGUUUUUCCCAAGUCAAGUAUGCAUGAACAACUGCUGAGGUGAUCGUGGCAUCAAGUAUACACCUCAUACCACUAUAUCAGCAGAGGUUAUCAUAUGAUAGUUUGUUUGGACAGGGACCUGGAAUAAUAAAUCUUGCUGCUGGGCUCAAUAACGAUGUAAUUCAUGUACAGAGAAAUGUUAUUUUGGCACAGUUCUUGGUUAUCUUGACCCGUGUUCCUAAAAUGCGAGAUAACUAGGAUGAUCUUCAUAACCAGCCAAUGAGAUCACCCUCACCGGGAUCGAGACUAAA